Messenger RNA from Pistacia vera, 767 nucleotides. RefSeq lists its product as uncharacterized. Lineage: Eukaryota; Viridiplantae; Streptophyta; Magnoliopsida; Sapindales; Anacardiaceae. Bases 1 to 696 code for a protein of 231 amino acids. The transcript has a single exon. The record is from RefSeq and is a predicted model, not a curated record.
AUGGAGUUCAAGCACUUUAGCCACCCACAUAAUUUGAGAAUUUAUAAUUUUCCUCAUCAAAAUCCUGAAACAUACACUUGUUCAGGAUGUGAAUCAAUCAUCUCAGGAUCCGCCUACGCUUGCUUUCAAUGCAUGUUCUUCCUCCAUCAACAUUGCGGGAACGCACAAAGAGCAAUUCAACACCAAUCACACCCCAUGCACCACCUCACCCUCCUCCCAUCCACCACCUACUCCGCUGGCUCAUUCAUCUGCAACGCCUGUGGCCGCGCCGGCCGCGGCAAUUCCUUCUCCUUCUGUUGCCCCUUGUGUGACUUUGAUCUCCAUCUCCAAUGCGCUUCCUUGCCUGAAAAUAUUAAACGUGAAGCGCAUUUUCAUGGCCUUUGCCUUAGCUAUGGUUUGCCUCAGCCAAAUAAUGAAUGUUAUAAUUGUGAUGUUUGUCACAAAUUGUUGGACCAAAAAUUUUGGUCUUAUAAUUGUUUUGCUUGUAACUUUCAUGUGCAUACUUCUUGUGCAAUUGUAGAUGGAAGUGUUUCUGGGGCCUCCCAGAAUCGCUUAUCUGACGAGGUGACGGCAGAAAAUAGAGAAGAUCCUGUACUUAAUGCUCAGACUGAAUUGCAAAGGCUUCAACAUGAAUUGCAAAUGGCUCAGGAACUUGCCAAAAUGAUGGCUUCGUUUAAUCUUUCUUCUUUAGUUUAAUUUGAUGCAAAUAAUUUCAAGUCUUAAUCUAGUGGUUUUGUUUUGAAUAUCAGGAACAAACCUUGCUAUGA